Molecule: messenger RNA, 1119 nt
Organism: Colletotrichum navitas
Lineage: Eukaryota; Fungi; Ascomycota; Sordariomycetes; Glomerellales; Glomerellaceae
Exons: 1
Coding region: 181-669 (162 amino acids)
Source: RefSeq, a predicted model, not a curated record
UUUUUUUUUUUUUUUUGUCUUCAAAUCUCCGUUCUGUCGUACGGCACGAGGUGUAACCCCUGUCGCGUGAACUACCGUGGCUGCCGCAGAUUGUCUCUUUUGACUCCUUCGCCUAGAUGUAUACGGCCGAGAGGCUUAGGGCCAGCGUCGCAAGAAGUCUCAUCCAAGGUCCACCCCGACAUGAACAUUGUGUCUCUGUGCACAGCACUCGCUCGACAUUCUCUGCGUGGCGAUGCUACGCUGAUGUCUGAGGUCUCCGGGACCACGCGGUGCUGGUUAAUGGAUGUCGUGGCCCGUGGACGAUCUAGAGGACGCGGAUCUGUGCAACGUCGGGCGUCUCCCAGAGGUGGCACCGCUGUACUAGCAUCUUGUGCUCGAGGUGGCGGCCAUCCUCUUGCCAGUCCGUCCCUACCGCUGGCUGAACCCAAUCAACAGGACCCGUCAUUUUGCCUCAUGAUGUCUGGCCGAGCGGCGUUACGUGCAUGUAGCACCAGCAUGCAAGCCAGUCGCCGCCAGCACCACUGCAAGCGUCGGCAGGCCAAUGAUGGACCGGAAACCUGUCUGUCAAGAGCAGAGCCCCUUUUCGCCCAGUUGGCUUUCUACCCAUUCAGGCGGCAGGCGAUGCUACACGGGACUGUAACGUGCAAAAGUGCCACGGCCGACGGGUAAUGGAUCCUCGGCGGUCACCAGCAGCGCGCCAUCAAGAGCGAUUCAGCCCUCGAGCAAGCACCCGGGACAGAACGCGGGGCCAGAACAUGCCAUCUCGUGAACCAUGGUGUCUCCUUCCCUGAGCGAACCGGCUCACCCAGUCGUCACCACACCCGUGGGGGCUGAUUUGUACUUCCUUUUUGCCGAUGCAAAGUACUACCGGUGCCUGCGGUUGUGUCACAUCGUCUCGUAGCAUCGUCGACAAUACCAGCGCGGAGGGGUGAGAACAGCCCUCCACGUCGCAAGACGGCAGGACGUCAGAAACAUAGCCCAAACAUUGUCUCUCCUCGCUCCCUCCCCAUGGAGCGAGACCUCGACUGCUCGCCGUCUGGUCGGCCCUGCAGUCAACAGCCGCCGCCGGGCUAAUACCAAACGUAGCCGGUUGUACCGCCGAACCCCGGUCGAGCGAGU